UGAAAUGUACCCUAAAACUGUACUUAUAACACCAAGAGCCGAAAUCUCCCAAUCCCCUUCCCUCUUCCGCUGACUUCCUCCUCAUCGAACUCCUCCAAAUCCCUAAAAACCUCAAAAUUUCCCCCAAAUCAUGACGACCUACGGCACGAUCCCGACCUCAACCCCUCCCCCUUCCUCCUCCUCCACCUCAGCGAGCCGCUCGGCCCUUCGCCACGCGCGGGCCAUGGGGGAGCUCUCCGGCGCCCGCUCCUUCUCCCUCCCCACGUCCCUCGGCGACGCCUACCUCCGGAUCCGCACCAACUCUCCUACUUCGCCAUUGAACUACACCCUCGUCGUCCUCCUCGUCGUCUUCCUCUCUCUCCUUUGGCACCCGAUCUCCCUACUCGUCUUCUCGCCUCGAUGGCCGCCUGGCUCCUUCCUCUACUUCCUGCGGGACGAGCCGCUUGUGAUCGUUUGGCUGAUCGGGGAUAAGGCGGUCCUGGUCGAGCUGAGCGUGGUGACGCUCGUGCUGCUGCUGCUGACGAAGGCGACCCUGAAUAUCCUGGUGAGCCUCGCGGUUGGGGUUUUGGUGGUUGUGGUGCACGCGGCGGGUGAGGAGGACGGACGAUUUGUGCCCAUGGAUUGUUGUGGGUUACGCCUACAGUUUCACUAUUCUAGCAACACUGGUGCAUGUUCUAGCUGCACAAUCCCGGCUCUUAACCUGUCCGGUAGAAUUAAGAUGGCUUUUAACCUGUCUAGUUGA
Asparagus officinalis (garden asparagus) is the source of this 742-nucleotide messenger RNA. Its product is annotated as PRA1 family protein F3-like. Gene Ontology annotation, biological process: vesicle-mediated transport. Gene Ontology annotation, cellular component: Golgi apparatus; endoplasmic reticulum. The record is from RefSeq and is a predicted model, not a curated record. Lineage: Eukaryota; Viridiplantae; Streptophyta; Magnoliopsida; Asparagales; Asparagaceae.